Molecule: messenger RNA, 3976 nt
Organism: Branchiostoma floridae (Florida lancelet)
Lineage: Eukaryota; Metazoa; Chordata; Leptocardii; Amphioxiformes; Branchiostomatidae
Product: serine/threonine-protein phosphatase 1 regulatory subunit 10-like
Exons: 19
Coding region: 486-2987 (833 amino acids)
Cellular component (GO): nucleus
Molecular function (GO): metal ion binding
Source: RefSeq, a predicted model, not a curated record
UCUCGUUUGUUCUCGCGAGAUUAUGAACAGUCUCAUGGUAAAAGUCACGUGGUUAUUACCCGCGGUUUGAGUCACGUGGUCACAGUCAUGUGACUAUGAUGUCAUAGAGAAUUUUGGAGAAGAAAGAUGGGGUGGAUUCUUGAAGAAAACUUGAGUUUUUUCAAGAGGAUGGGUCUUGGUCCACACCCCAGGGUUUGAACAACAUGGCGACGUUUGUUCUCUGAGAGAAGAAGCCUUACAACUCAGAUGCGUACGUUGAUCGGAGAUUUUCACCCCCGAGAGAAGAAAAUUAUUUCCUCUUAUUCUUUUCUAUACACCUCUCUCAUAUAGUCUUGCGCAAUAUUUGAUAGAUUUUGGUUGACGAUUUCUCGGCGAUUCACGUGGAAGCGAAGCCAGUAAGGCCGGAAGGUCAGGGAAGAAACACUGUAAAGACUGUUGAACUUGGACAUCUAACAAGUCACACACAACUCAUCCAAAUAGCAAACAUGCCAGAGGAAGAAGAUAAGAUGAAUCCUUACGAGUUCCUCAAGGGUCUGUCUCAUCUUCUGGGGGAAGAAGGAGACAUCAAAAGCCCUCAGGAAGUCCUCAAAGUAGUCACAGAAAUGAAGGCUACUAAGAAGCUAGUAGGAAGAUGCUGUUAUCUCAAUAUUUUGAGGGCAACGAAAUCACCAGAGACAUUGUCAAAAUUUGUCGAGAUUGGUGGUUGGGGAAUUAUGAACUCUUGGCUAACCGAUGCCAAGGACACAAAUAACGUUCCACUUCUACACGAAGUACUCAAGGUUCUCAAGCACAUGCCUGUCACGAUAGAGCAGCUUAAAAAGAAUAACACUGCCAAAGUUGUGAAACAGCUUAGCAAAACAUCAGAUAAUGAAAAAACCAAGAGUAUGGCCAGUAGUUUAGUAACAUACUGGAUGGACAUGAUCCAUGCCAAGGGCAAGGGAGGCGCUGAAAAGCCCAACAAAAAACACCACCACCACAAGAGACAUCACGAAGAUACCAAAGACUCAAAAACCUCUGCAGAAAAGACUGCAACGGAACCAGAAAAGCCUAAGAAGGCCAGGUCUACUAAGGUUAAAACUCCUGCAUUUGCUAAGAUGAGAUCAACAGGACUUGAGGAGGAGACCAAAUUGCCGGCUCCUGUUAAGAAGUCUGGUUCUAUAGACAAGAGACCAGGUAGUUCUAUACCUGCAGCCAAGAGGCCGAGCUCUCCCUUAGACAAGCUGUUAACACCACCAGAGAAGAAGCACAGACCUCAGCCUCUAAACAGAACUACAAACUCACCGGUACAGGCCAAGGUCAAAAUCAUCCCAGCAAAACCUUUCGUUGCCAUGGAUGACACAGGCUUCAUGGAAGCUUUAAGUGCCAAUACUGCAAAGUCCCAUGUUAUCAAGGUCAAGAAGAAGCCUAAGAAUGCCAAACCAGGAACCCCCACCUCCCCCACUGCCCCCAAGGGGAACCCCCUGGGUGGGGAUGACAAGCCCAGGACACCCUCCCCUGUAGAUGGAGAACUAAAAGACGAGAGACCGGGCACUCCCAUUGAGGAGGCUAUGGAUAGUGACUUCCACAAGCCAACUAAGGCAGAAGAGGCCGAAAGGAAAGCAGAAGAAGAUCUGGAGCCCCCCGAGCCAUACAAAGGAGGGAGCAUCCUCGUCUCAGCCAGGAGAAAGAACAGGAGGAAAAAGUCUGUCAAAUGGGCCGUGGAUGAUGCCAUAAAGGAGGUGUUCUAUUUCGAGAUGGAUGAAUCUGAGAGAGCCAAUGUGAACGUGCAGAACUUCCAGGAGGCUGCCCACAGGGAGAUGUUACUGGAGAGACAGGCCAUGGAGACUGCCAAGAGACUCAGUGCAGAUGAAAUGAUAGAGAAGAAAGGAUGGAAGCCUCCACCAAGGAUAGACAUCCCCCCAUCCACUGUAGACUUUGGCUACCAGAGUCUACAGAGAGACAUCCAGAAGGAGCGGGAACAGUGUGUGCUGCAAGAACUGUUCUUCUCUAAGUCUAGUCUUCCAGACAGUCCUCAUGAGCCUGACCCUGAGCCCUAUACACGGGAAGAACCCAAGAUCAUACCGCUGGAUGAGGAAAUGGUGCCAGAAGUGGAUUUCUUCGAGCCACCCCCAUUCCAACCCACAGCAGAGGAGGAGGAAAUGCUUCAGAGACCGCCCCCUCAACAACAUCAACAACAACAACAGCAUCAGAUGUUGCCAGACCAGGGGGGUAUGAACCCCCUGGCUGGGGUUAACCUGCCCCCUGCCCUGGCUAAUCUCAUGCAGUCCAUGCAGAAGAAACAAACACCAACAUCACAGUCACAGCCCCAACCUCAGACUUCACAGGCCAACCCAGGCUUCAACUUGUUAUCCUCACUCAUGGCUCCAGUAAUACAGAAGUUAUUGAGGAUCCACAUCAGCUGUAGACAGGGAGGAGAACACCCACCUGCUGACCAGAGCCCUAACCAGGACCCAGAACUGUUAACCACCCAGCUAAAGGACAUCCUCAACAAAGUACAGGGGGGUCCAGCAGGGAUGGGGCCACCAGGUGGUCCACAAGGGCCAGGUAUGCACCAGAUGCCAAUGGACGGACAGCCAGGCCCCAUGGGUAAUGGCAUGCCGCGAGGAGGUCCGUUUGACCACCAGGGGCCAAUGGGACCAGGGGGGCCGCAGAUGGGGCCUGGCCCUUUUCCAGGAAACCAGAAUGGCCCACCACCAUUUGGUCCUGACGGGGGACCUCCACCAUUCCAAGGGGGGCCGCCAAACAGAGGACCUCCCCCCAUGAUGCACCCCCCUGGCCCAGGGCCACAGUGGCCUGGCCCAAGGGGGCCACCCAGGGGGCCAAUGCGGGGCAGACCAUUCCAGGGUAGAGGGAGGGGUCGAGGCAGAGGUGACAGAUCCCACAUGCCAGUAUGCCGCCACUUCAUGUCUCAAACCGGCUGCAGAUUUGAGGGCAGCUGCACCUUCUACCAUCCAGGUGUCAACGGUCCCCCUCUCCCCCCUCAUUAACAGAUGCCCUCCCUCCUACGCAAAUACUAAUCAAUUCUCAUCAAAUUCUUCUCAUGAUUUCCAUAAAUUGAUAAUAAUUCAUAGUGUUGUUCUUUCUCUUUAAGUAUAAUAGUAUGCAUACCACAUUCAAAAAGAAUUGCCAAGAAAAUUUUGUAUGUAUACAUUAUUGUUUGCCAGGUUAUUUUUGUUUUUACGGAUACUAAAUUUACUUGCAAAGAUUGAAGGACACUAAGGGCCUUGAGGAGAAGCUACAUAGGGCCAGGUUUUGGCUGCAAAAUUCUUUUGCUGUAUUGUAACAAAAGUAAUACUUAGAAAGGCAAACAAAUUGCAAUCUGUAUUUUUGUACGAACAUCCACGUAAGAGAGCUAGUUUGUGUUUAACAGUAACACCGUCGGUGUGAUGCUGUAAUGUCUGAAAUGCAGUCCCAACAGAAUGUAAAUAUACAGUAUUUAUGCCAAGUCCACAUUGUCACCAUGCCCACAUGAUAAAUAUGUAUGUACAUGUAUAUAUAUUAUAUAUAAAUGUUGCUGUGAAUCCAUCUUUUCUUUCGAAACCGAUCCAGGUGCUUUUGAAUCAACAAAAUACAAAUGAAUCUUGACAUGAAUACGUGCUUACACGAUACACGUUAUUAUUUUUUUUUGCAGCACUUGCGAAUCAUUAAUGAGUAUCCAGAACAAAAUGUACAAUAGUAUUACAAAAGAACAAUUAUCAGUCGUGCUUGUUUGCAAAUUCUCUCUCCAAUUUGUAUGUUGCAAUGACACUAAUAUCUGUACUCCUUUCUGUGUAGUCAGUUGUUAUUAAUAGUGUCUAGAAGUUAGCAUUACAUUUAAAGCUGCAAUUGCUUAUGGCACUGAAUCAGUGCUCUACUAUACUAUACAUAACACACCAGAGCCAUUCUGCACAAUGUGACAUCCUAUGCUUGUGCUGUACAUACAUGUAUCGAGCAUGCAAUCGCUCCAGAUAAUUAUGUAAUAAACUUUCGUAUCCAA